CAGCAACAGUUAAACACUAGCAGCAAUUGCUCGACUUCAGUUUGAAUAUAUAUCUAAAAAAAAAAAUACAUUCAAAAUCAGGCUUAAUUUCAAAUUGAACAGCGCGCAUUGGUUUUACGUUUAUCGUUUGCUCGUUUCGUUUCGCAUCCACUUAAGGACGUCUCCACGUCCACAAUUCCUUCGUAACAUGUUUGAUACAACGCUGGGCAUGCUCGUCAGCUGGCUGGCGCAGGCUGUCUGCCUGCUGCUGGGUCAGGCUUGGCAGCAUCCGCUCCUCACCACCGGGCUCUGUUUGCUGUUGAGUUUCUUUAACCAGGCCGACGAGCAGCUGCGCAAGGAGCUUGGCCAGGAGCUGCGCGAACGUGUCCAGGGCUUUAGCAAGCUCUACACUUUCUCCUUUCUCUCACGCAAGGGCGUAAAGGGCGUGGCCCGCAGCGCUAGCAGCAGCAGCAGCAACGGCAGCAACGGCUUUGACUACACCAUGCAGCAGGGACCGCACACCUGGACACAGGCCGGAAACAACCAGAGCCCCGUCAAUAUCGAUGAGCAGGUGGUGCAGCGUCUGGCCAUACGCGAGCUGCUCAACUGGAAUCAUUAUGACGAGCUGCCGGCCAGCAUUGUGCUGGAGAACACGGGCCAGACGCUGCUGCUGCGCGCCCAGUUUCGCAGCAAUGUGCCGACCAUCAGCGGGGCGGAUCUGCUGGCCAGCUAUACCUUUGUGGAGCUGUGCUUCCAUUGGGGCUGGUCGAACAGCGAGGGCUCCGAGCAUACGCUGAAUCAUCGCAAGUUCCCGCUGGAGAUGCAGGUGCUGCAUCGCACGGGCGCCGCAGUUCCACGGAGCUGCACCAGCAGCUACGAUCUGCUCAUGAUUGCCUAUGUCUUUGAGCUGUCCGCUCACAAUCCGUUCCUGGAUCCGCUCAUGCAGAAUCUCAAGCUGGUGCAGCAGCCCGGCAAGCGUGUCCACAUUGCGCCUUUUCCGCUCUCCUAUUUGAUUUAUCCGUUUCGCACGGGUUUCUAUAGCUACGGUGGCUCGUUGACGCAGCCGCCCUGCUACCAGGGCACCGAGUGGUUCCUCUUUCCCGAGUCCCUGGCCAUCAGCGACUUCCAGCUGCGCCACUUUCGCCAGCUGCUCAGCGCCGACGGCAUCACGCCUAUCGCACGCAACUCGCGUCCCGUCCAGCAGCUCGGCAAUCGCAUCAUAAAUCUCAACUAUUUCUGUCCCUACGAUGCCACACAGCUGGCUCGCAUGCGCCUGGAGCUGUUGCAGCAGCAGCAGCAGGAAAUUGAGGACGAGCAGGAGCAGUCGCAGCAGGAACAGGAGCAGCUGCAAAAACAGAUGCAACAGCUGCAGCAGCAACAACAACAGCAGCAACAACAGCAGCAGAUGCAGCAGCAGCUCAAGGUGCAGCCCACCGCGGUCAGUUCCGAUGAUGAGGGGCAGUUGGUCGAGACACUGGACACCACCACGACCAUAACCACCACCUCCAAUGCCAGCAUCUGCACUACAAUACUCAAACGCGACUCGGCCGAUCCGCAGCAGCAGCAGCAGCAGCAGCAGCAGCAGCAGCCGCUGCCCUCUUGCUGUCCAAAUUCCAUCAUCUUCUUUAGCUCCAACAACAGCAGCAGCAGCAACACCAACAACCCCAACAACAACAACAGCCUCAAUUUCCGGAACAUCGGCAGCAACGUGGACAACAACGGCAGCGAGGGCGACAACAACCUCGUCAACAAGUGCAACGGACACUUUCAGCUGGAGAAGAGCGAGGACAUGCUGCUGACAAUGCCCAGCGGCGUCGGCAUCUGCGGCAUGGGCGAUGGCCUCGGCGUGGUAGGAGUCGGCGUUGGCACCAGGCUUCAGCUGAUCGAGUAGCCGGCACGCAGAUUUGUUUUAUAUUUUUUUACGAGCACUUCAACUCUGUUUAAUCGGCCACAGCAAAUCCUCCAGCAGGAGCAGCGCCCCCAGCCGUCGUAACGAAAGGCGGAAUGCGCCGUCAGCGCCACCUGUUGGGCAUUUUGAGUAACUGAAUUUGAAUUGUCUGUGCGUGGAUUAAACAAGUUGCGUUUAUAUUUUCUAAAAGCAAAA
This is a messenger RNA of Drosophila montana, 2083 nucleotides long. It is a transcript of the gene CAH13, whose product is annotated as Carbonic anhydrase 13. Gene Ontology annotation, biological process: one-carbon metabolic process. The record is from RefSeq and is a predicted model, not a curated record. The coding region runs from base 188 to 1870 and encodes 560 amino acids. The transcript has a single exon. NCBI's taxonomy places the organism in Eukaryota, Metazoa, Arthropoda, Insecta, Diptera, Drosophilidae. Gene Ontology annotation, molecular function: zinc ion binding; carbonate dehydratase activity.